Molecule: messenger RNA, 1269 nt
Organism: Diutina rugosa
Lineage: Eukaryota; Fungi; Ascomycota; Pichiomycetes; Serinales; Debaryomycetaceae
Exons: 1
Coding region: 1-1269 (422 amino acids)
Source: RefSeq, a predicted model, not a curated record
AUGGCGCUCAUCCAGGAAGAGUUCACCACCCCGGUCCACAUGGCGUGCAACCAGCGAUGGCAACCGAUGAUGGUGGAACUCAAUCUGACCCAACUCAAUUUGUACUCGUUAGGCUGUGACAAGAAACUCCGCCAGACAAUUGUUGAUUCUUAUAAGGAAGUGAACUCGUUAAAGGAGAUGAUGGAAGAGAUGAAGCUUACUAUGGGGACGCCGAAGAUCGGCAAGCUUUUCAAGCUGCUUAAUACGUCUAAACAAGUGGAUAUCAGUCUGAUAUACGACGAUAUUCGCGACAACCGCAUGCUCUUUGAAGGUCUGGACUCUCAGGCCCACUUCUCGGCGAUCAAACAACGCUACCAGCUUAAGCUCGAGAACCUGUACACCCUCCACGAGUUACAAGUGGGGGAGGCGAUGCUGAUGAACCAGCUCGCCCUGGCCAUGCAUAAAAAGGAGAUGCGUCCGCUUCGCUUGGAAACGUUGCUCAAGUACAAAAAUGUGUUGCGCUUGCGGGUCGAGUGUCUGCAGUUGUUGAUGCAGUUGUGGUCAUUCCAUGGGGUAGUCGCGUGGUACCGUCUCCUCGUCCUUGGGAAGGAUCUCGCCGCCCCCAUUGAGUCUCGCGAGCUUACUCGGCUCAAGCUGUUGCCGAGUCGUUACACCGUUCGCAACAACGCGUUGCUUACGGCGUCGAUGUAUGCUCUGGCGUUACGGCGCCACGGAGAUAUCGCUCAGGCUCACCGCAUGCUUGCCGAGGAUUUGAUGGCGGAGGACUCACAUAUGGCGAUAUUCGACGAAUUAUUUUCCCACGGCCACCGCGACGACGAGAAACUUCUGACACGUACCCGGCUGGGGUCGCUGCCGUCGAUGCUGCUGGUCGAUAGCUAUCCCGAGCUGAUGUUUGACCAGGAGCUGGUGCGACUGACCGAGACGCUGGCGUCAUCGGUAGCUGACGACUCCAACCACACCAUCACCAUCGGCAAGUUCCUGUUGGUGUCCUACGAAUCCUACUACUCCGCCAUCGAGAAGCAGUACAUUUCCGUGUGCGUGCCUAAUCUCAAUUCGUACGACCGCUGGGUGGGGAAGCGGUUGACCAUAUCUAAUAUCGACAAAAUAAUACCUGCACUGGUACCCCACACGCAUAAAGAUGACGUCUUUGUGGAUUACGACCUCCUUCCUCGAGCAUUACGGAGUGACAAGCUGAGGUCGUCCAAACUUAAGUCCUGUCGGACUUUCAUCGUCCACCAACACGGGCUCGUGCUGGUAGCUUUAGCAUAG